AUGGCAGGUGGUAUAAAUGGCGACCCAGAACCAAAAGGUGUUAAACGCAAAUGUGAAGAACCGUCCAUCACACAAGAACAGCAUGAUUCACCUUCUGACAACAGUGGUAUGCAUACAGAUAUCCCAAUCUCCAAUUCUAAGGUACGCUGCAAGUUUUGUCAUAAAACAAAUACAGAAGAUGUGCUUAUACCUUCAAGUGCGGCACCAGAAUGCAUUGUGUUAACAAACGAGAUUUUGGCUAAUAUUUACACUGAUAAUGAUGAUGUGGUACAACACAACUUAACAAAUUACAGCAUUUAUGAUGAAAAUGGGCAUAUGUGCUCUAUAGAUUCAGGGGUAAUGGAGAGAAAUGUCACAAUAUAUAUGACUGGCUAUGUAAAACCAAUCUAUGAUAAUAGUCCUGGUAUAGAAGAAGGAAUAGCUGCUAGAGAAUUGGGACCAAUAUUGGAAUGGUGGUUAUCAUCAUACGAUGGCGGUACUCAGGCAUUAAUAGGUAUUAACACAGAAUAUGCUGAUUAUUUAUUGAUUGAGCCACACCCUAAAUAUAAAAAAUACAUGACGUCAGUAACUGAAAAGAUACAUUUAAGUAGAGAGGUAAUUAAAAAUAUUUUAAGUAGUGAAUAUGACGAUCCAACUUAUGAAGAUAUUUUAAAUUGUAUAAUAGACUCUGUAAACCCAGCAACAGGCAAUAAAUUCACUGAAGAAGACCUUAUUUCUCAUGCUCAAUUUGUCCUCAAUCAAGUAUUAGAAUACGACUCAAAUGACACAUAUCAUUUACCUUUAGCAGAAACUCAAUGUAUUGAAACAUUGACCCAGCUUUCAGGGGCUGCAAAACCUGUUAAAGCACUGUCUAGAAGAGCCGGACAAAGAACUCAAUAUGUGAAAACUGAUAUUAAUAAACGAGAAUUCAGCAAGGCAACUACUACAGAGUUAGUUAAAGAUGUAUUUGAAAAUAUGUUUGCGGCUCAAUUAGAUAUUGACGAUAAAGAAAAUGAAGGAAACGUGAAUACACUUGUUAAGACCAUGUUUGAUGAUGUUUGCAACUCUAAAAUAAAAAAAGAGAAAUCUGAUAUACGUGUAAAUGUUAAUCAGGUGUUGUGGAGAGACCAAGUACUGUGUGAAAAGAUGUUUGUUGUUGUGAAAAACAAUGUCUCAACAAUUCCAUUAAUAGGAUGCAUAGAAUAUUUUUUUAAGACAAAGUUUAAAAAUAAUGCCCAUAUUCAGCUCUUUAUGCAUAGUUAUGAAACUGUACUGGGUGAAACAGCUGACCCUCAGGAAAUAUUUUCACUCAAAAAUUGUACAAAUAUUGAUGUUAAAAAUAUAGUCAGAGUAAUAGAUGUUGUACAAAAAAUACCUAGUAAAAAUUGGUUUCAACUCGGUAAUUCAAAAUUACAAGAUCUCUUAGAACCUGUUAAUCGCAAAAGUAAAAAUUCAUUUUUUUAUCAACUACAAUAUGAUGAUAAAUUUGGACGAUUCGAGUAUCCAAAACCUUUAGAACCAAAUACUGUUAUUACAGAAGGUUAUUGUAGUAAUUGUGAAGAUUUUGUCUUAGAACAAAAAUCAAAAGAACCUGAAUUACAUGAGUUCAUUGAACAAGAUAAUAAUAUUUCAUAUUUUUAUAAAUUUAAAUUAUUUGAUGAAGAGUAUAAAGUUGGUAACUUUAUUUAUUUACAACCUGAAAUAUUCAAAACAGCUUCAAGAUCAAAUAUGAUUGGAGAAGAACCAUUUGAGUUUAAAAAGACAAAUAAAAAUAUAAGUAAUCAAGAACAAAAAGUUAUUGAUGAAACUAAAUAUCCUGAGUAUUAUCGUAAGUCAUUGGAAAAUACAAUGCGUGGUUCAAAUGAAACUACUCCAGAUCCAUUUGAAAUUGCAGAAAUAUUGGCAAUAUACUUUGUCGAUUGGGAUAGAAAAAAUAUCAAGCUGAUUGUACGACGUAUGUAUAGAGCUGAACAAAUUCCUCUAGAAGAUUAUGCUAAAAAUUCAGAUAUGAAUAUGUUAUUUUGGUCAGAAGAAGAAUUUAGAGUUACAUAUCAAAACAUACGUGGUAAAUGUUAUGUUUCUUUCAUUUCUAAUAUUCAAGAUCCACUUUUGUGGUCUUCGGGUGGACCAGAUCGAUUUUAUUUUACAAAGAAAUAUGAUUUUAUAUUUGGUUCUAUUGUCUCUGAACAUGAACUUCCAAGUGAAGCUAAAUUGACAGGCAAAGAAGUAUAUGUUAAUUAUAAAUAUCAAUAUGUGGAUGAAAAUAAAUUACAGUAUAUACCAUCAUAUAAGAAAAUCAAACCACUCAGAGGACUUGAUAUUUUUGCUGGUUGUGGCGGUCUGUCUAGGGGCUUAGAAGAUAGUGGUCUCGUUAUAAGUAAUUGGGCUAUUGAGUGCGACGACAAAGCUGCAGGGGCAUUUAAAUUAAACAAUCCAGAGGCAACUGUGUUUGUUGAAGAUUGUAAUCAUUUAUUAAAAUUAGCAAUGUCUGGCGAAAAAACAAACAGUAAAAAUCAAAACAUACCGCAAAAGGGUGAAGUUGACUUUAUUUGUGGAGGACCUCCUUGUCAAGGGUUUAGUGGAAUGAAUAGGUUUAAUUCUGGUCAAUAUUCAUUGUUUAAGAAUUCUCUGAUUGUUUCAUUUUUAUCAUAUAUUGAUUUCUAUCGUCCAAAAUAUUUUGUCAUGGAAAACGUUAGAAAUUUUGUAUCUUUUAAAAGAAGUAUGGUUCUUAAACUGACUCUUAGAUGUAUUACACGUAUGGGCUACCAGUGUACAUUUGGAAUUCUACAAGCCGGUAACUUUGGUGUACCUCAAACUAGAAGGAGGUUAAUUAUUAUGGCAGCAGCUCCUGGUGAAAAAUUGCCACUCUAUCCUGAGCCUAUACAUGUCUUCAAUAGAAGGAGCUCCAGUUUAACUGUUCAAAUUGGUACCAAAAAAUUCAAAACUAACUGUAAGUAUGACGAGUCAGCUCCUAUGAGAACAGUUACUGUAUAUGAUGCUUGGUCUGAUUUACCUGAAAUACCAAAUGGAGCAAGUGACGAAGAUAUCAUAUACAAAUCAAAGCCCAUUACACAUUUACAGAAAUUAUUAAGAUAUCCAGACAAUCGAUAUGCAGAAUCUAUAUUGAGUGAUCAUAUAUGCAAAGACAUGUCAUCUUUGGUUCAAGCUAGAAUGGCACUGAUACCAGUAUGUGAAGGAAGUGACUGGAGAGACCUGCCCAAUAUAACAGUACAAUUACCCGAAGGAAUUAAAACCAAUAAACUUUUGUAUACUCACCAUGAUAUCAAAAAUGGUUAUGGUCCAAAUGGUGCAUUACGGGGUGUUUGCAUGUGUGCCACUGGUGAUAAAUGUGAUCCGCAAGAUCGUCAAAACAAUACAAUUAUUCCUUGGUGUUUACCACAUACUGGUAAUAGACAUAAUAACUGGGCAGGCUUAUACGGCCGUCUGGCAUGGUCAGGGUUUUGUUCAACCACCAUUACAAAUCCUGAGCCAAUGGGAAAACAAGGCAGAGUACUUCAUCCUGAGCAACACCGUGUGGUCAGUGUACGAGAGUGUGCCCGUUCACAAGGUUUUAAAGAUUCUUUCAUAUUCCAUGGUCCAAUUAUAAACAAACAUAGGCAGAUUGGUAAUGCAGUUCCUCCACCAAUGGGUACAGCUAUUGGUCAUGAAAUAAUCAAAGCUAUUGACAAAAAACCUAGAUAUAUUUACAGUCCAUUUUUUUAG
Macrosiphum euphorbiae (potato aphid) is the source of this 3702-nucleotide messenger RNA. The record is from the annotation of a GenBank genome assembly. Lineage: Eukaryota; Metazoa; Arthropoda; Insecta; Hemiptera; Aphididae.